Molecule: messenger RNA, 918 nt
Organism: Beauveria bassiana ARSEF 2860
Lineage: Eukaryota; Fungi; Ascomycota; Sordariomycetes; Hypocreales; Cordycipitaceae
Exons: 2
Coding region: 1-918 (305 amino acids)
Source: RefSeq, a predicted model, not a curated record
AUGUCUCUCACUUACAAAGCCCUCGUCGUCGUCGUCGCUGCGCUCGCACAGCUCACCGGCGCCUUUGAUCGCAACGACCCGCUCGACAGCUGCCCUCCCGCCGCGCGCACCAUUAUCGAGAACCAGAGCGCCUUCAACUCGACAGGCGAGACGUCCUUUAAGCUGCUGCCGGCGGCGAGCAGCCAGUCCGGCGACGACGACUGGCACCUCGCCCUGACAUUUCGCGACGAGCGCGCGCAAAACACCCUCUACAGCUCGUCGCAAACCCGCCAGUCGCUCGACGUCAUUGUCAGCGUCCCCGAGCGCUUCCCCGGCAGCGAGGCCGGCAAGCAGACCAGCCUGUGCGUCUACCGCCUCGAGCAGCAGAGCGCCGCCGCCAACGCCAACGAGCAGGCUUCCUGCACCGGCAUCCUCAGCGAUGCGUGCAUCAGCGCAUUAAACAGCGUCCCUGCUGCCAGCGAUGGCUCCUGCCCGGUUCCUGAUAUCGCGGGCGCAUGCGGCGACGCCAAGGUUGUUGGAUCAACCACUACGCCUGUCGUCUUCAACAGCACUCUCUGUUCUACCAAUGCCACCAUUCCCCAGUCCGACGCCAUCCCCGACGGCUACCAAAAUUACAUUACUUUUGCGUCGGGCGAGCUGAACCGGACCGACGACAGCAGGACGUCCUUUACCGUCUACAACGAACACAUUGUGCAGCCGGUGCCCAUUCUCCUCACGGCCAAGCUUGGCGCCGGCGCCGGCAACGCCACCACCAGAUCCAAGCUACUCUGCCUCGCGCCGAGCAAGGUCGUCCAGGGGAGCCGCACAGCCGUGGUGACGGCCGCGGCCGGCGGCAGCACUGCUGCGAGCCUGCUCGGCGCCGCCAAGCCGGUGUUGGUCAUGAGUCUGUUGGCCAGCAUCCUGGCGGUGACGCUGUAA